AUGGCUGCUGGAACAUCCACUUUGCUUAGCCUGUCAGGUCCUGCUGAUCACAUGGCUGAGGGCAAAGGGUCUUCUCUGAGUGCUUCAGUUGAGAAAAGAUGGAGGCUCAUGGAACCCAAACAGAUCCAGCCAGGACUGCUCAAGAAAAUAACUCUCCUGGACUCUGGAACCACUGCAGGUAAGAGUAGCCAAGAUGUGACCUCUUCUGAACCAAGCCUGUCAACAGCACUGAAUGAACCUCGAGUGGACAGGCAUCUGGCCUGCAAGGCAUGCACAGAGCAGAGGCAGGGUACCUUCACAGAACUGUCUUGUCUCCAGAAGAGGCCAGGGGACAUUCAAGCCCAGAAGAGGAAGCCAGAGGACCCAGAAGGCUGGCUUGGCAGUGAGCAGCGGCCCUUGGAUCAUCCCAGAGCCUCAGUGGAUGGCACAGUGUGCUCAGUCUGGCCAGGAGCAACCCGAAAUGAGCAGAGAAGUGCUUUUAGCAAGCCAGCCAAGCGCCCGGCAGAGAAACCUAGGCGCUCCCCCUUGCUUCUGGACAGUGGAAAUGCAGAGGGCCCAUGGGAGCUCUCUGGACUCAUCACCACUGUGGACAUACCAGGAUGGGCUCAGCUGUCAACGUUCAAACUCAUGGGUGACUUCUGGAGAUUGCAUACAUUGUCACAGAACAUUCUGCUCUGUAAUGCUUUCCAGGGGGCUCCCGCAUCCUGGCUGGAUCACACCCAGGUGCAAGUACCCACAUCCUCAAUGCCUUCUGCCACAGCCUCUCAGGCUCUCUUGCCUCCCACCCUCUCCUCCCCAGGCCUGUCCACUCAGAACUGGUGUGCUAAGUGCAAUCUUGCCUUCCGUCUGACGUCUGACCUGGUCUUCCACAUGCGUUCCCAUCACAAAAGGGAGCAUGUGGGCCCUGAUCCACAUUCUAAGAAACGGAGAGAGGAAGUUCUCACUUGUCCCAUUUGUCAUGAGUACUUUCGGGAGCGCCACCAUCUUUCCAGGCAUAUGACUUCACACAGUUAG
Messenger RNA from Cricetulus griseus (Chinese hamster), 1014 nucleotides. The record is from RefSeq and is a predicted model, not a curated record. NCBI's taxonomy places the organism in Eukaryota, Metazoa, Chordata, Mammalia, Rodentia, Cricetidae.